Penicillium malachiteum is the source of this 531-nucleotide messenger RNA. RefSeq lists its product as uncharacterized. Lineage: Eukaryota; Fungi; Ascomycota; Eurotiomycetes; Eurotiales; Aspergillaceae. Gene Ontology annotation, cellular component: fungal-type vacuole membrane. The transcript is spliced from 3 exons. The record is from RefSeq and is a predicted model, not a curated record. The coding region runs from base 1 to 531 and encodes 176 amino acids.
AUGUCUUUCGAGUAUCCGUCCGUGGGGCAUGUCGAGACCAACUUAAAUGAUGAGAAGAUAAAUGCACAAUCAGAUCUUAAGCCUGACCGCGAUGCUGAAUUUCCAGAUGGCGGUCUUCGAGCAUGGUUAGUCGUCAUAGGAGCCUUCUUCGGUUUGUUUACCAGCUUUGGCUGGGGUAGCUGUGUUGGUGUGUUCCAAGAAUAUUAUCAAACUCACCAAUUACAAACCGACUCGCCCAGCACUAUUUCCUGGAUUCCAUCGGUAUCUGUGUUUAUGUUGUUCACUACUUCACUCUUGCUGGUUGGCACUUUUGUGCACGUCUUCGGACUCGUGAUGGCCUCAAUGGCAACAAAAUAUUAUCAGUUCCUUCUAUCUCAAGCUAUUUGCAGUCCGUUAGGCGCAGGUAUGAUACUUUACCCGUCGUUCAGUUGGGUCGCAACCUGGUUUCAGGAGAGGCGCGCUCUUGCCAUGGGUAUCACAGCCAGUGGCUCAAGCCUUGGAGGUGUUAUUCUACCAAUUUUAAUUAAUUGA